AUCGCUGCUGUGGCCGCACUGGUACUUGGCCUUUACAAGCUUGUCCUAUACCCCUUGUUUUUCUCGCCAUUAUCCAAAAUCCCGACUGCCCACUGGAGUAGCCAUGUCUGUCCUCUCUGGAUAUACUACAUUCGCUACAAGAAUGUCGAGAACCAAACCAUCCAUGAGCUUCAUAAGACCAAGGGCCCUAUCCUCCGCACCGCGCCGAGCCAGCUCGCAGUGAGCUGUUACGAGGGCGGAUUGAAGACCAUCUAUACAGGUGGUUUCCACAAGACCGACUUUUACCAUAACCGAUUCAUCAACUAUGGAGUUGAUCCCAUGUUUGCCAUGUCUGGUAAACCUCAUUCGGAUCGCAAGCGCAUGCUCUCCCACGUCUAUUCCAAGUCCUACAUCCUAGCAAGCCCUACAGUUCGAGAAACAACGAGGGCCGUCUUGUUCGAUCGCUUUAUGCCCAUCAUCAAAUCCUCUGCCGAUUCGGGCAAGCCCCUCGAAGUCUUGGAAAUACUCGCGGCAUAUUCGAUGGACGCUUUCAUGACAUACCAAUUUGGGCUGUCACUGGGUAGCAACUUCUUGCAAAAUGCCGAAGAGAGGAAAUGGUACCUCGACACCUUUUACGUCAGACGGCCCUAUCUUUUCUGGACUACUGAACUCCCCAAGCUCACCUCUCAUUUACGCAAGAUUGGAAUCAAGCUCGUGCCGGAUUGGGUUGAACGGUCAACCAUUGAUCUCGAGGACUGGCAGAUGCGCUUCUGCGACAAGGCCGAGAACCUUCUCGCCGCUGAUACACGUAUUGCGGCUGAGGACAAUCCAGUCGUGUACGCAUGGGAGAGAAGCGCCUUCAAGAAGCAGGAUGGCAAGAACCAAGUUCUCAAUGGGCAAGCUUAUCCUCGUCGACUUGAGAUUGCGAGUGAUAUGUACGAUCAUAACGCAGCUGCCCACGAAACGAGCGGUGAUACCCUUACGUACGUUUUCUACGAGCUUUCCCGUCGACCGGAGCAUCAGGAUCGCCUUCGCCAGGAACUCUCCAACCUCUCACCUCCGCUCGAAUACCCAAACGCUCCAGACGAACUCCCUGAUCCAAAGUCGGUUGAUCAGCUCAGUCUGCUCGACGCUAUUCUCCAGGAGACCCUGCGUCUCUGGGUUGCUGUGCCAGGUGGCCAGCCGCGUGUUACUCCCUCUCCAUCAUGCACACUCGCCGGCUAUGCAAACAUCCCACCCGGAGUCCGAGUCCAGUCCCACGGUUACACAAUCCACCGCAACCCCGAAGUGUUCCCCGAGCCCGACGAGUGGAUCCCCGAGCGCUGGCUCAACCAGACCCCCGAGAGACUGUCCGAGAUGAGGAGAUGGUUUUGGGCUUGGGGCAGCGGAGGUGCCAUGUGCAUAGGGAGCAACAUUGCCACACACUCAAUGAAGCACUGUAUUGCUGGAGUUUACACCAACUACAAGACGACAAUUGUUUGCGCACCAGAUAUGGAGCUAGCCGAGGGGUUUACUGCUGGUCCAAGAGGGGGCAAACUGGAACUGAGUUUUCAACCUGUUUAG
Messenger RNA from Fusarium vanettenii 77-13-4, 1542 nucleotides. RefSeq lists its product as uncharacterized. Gene Ontology annotation, molecular function: heme binding; oxidoreductase activity, acting on paired donors, with incorporation or reduction of molecular oxygen; monooxygenase activity. The transcript has 3 exons. NCBI's taxonomy places the organism in Eukaryota, Fungi, Ascomycota, Sordariomycetes, Hypocreales, Nectriaceae. The annotation marks the transcript as partial. The record is from RefSeq and is a predicted model, not a curated record.